GCUCUCCAGGAAUUUUAGCCACAAUCAGUGACAUGGAAUGCACCGCCACAGUCUCCUAUCUAAUCCGCCAGAAGCUCCUCAUCAACUCCCGCCGCCCAGUCCAUGCGAAACGUAUCAGGUUCGUGGAUUCGAGACCAUGGAGCACGCUGACAUGAACAACAACGACUCUGAUGGCUCGGGGUCUUCCGAUGAGCUUCUGCAACAGUCUUACGCCAGAUCAAAUUCGAAUUUUACCGACACUUUCGACGAUCAAGUCCAAACCCCGGCUACCACGAUCUCCUCUUCUCCCCCAACCGGUCUCCCAUCUUGGGCGAGCUCCACAGCCUCACGUCCUCGUGGCUCCAGCGUCGGAACCCCAGCAGUCCUAGACAAGGUGACCCCGGUCGACGGUUCCCCAGAUGUGAGACCUCAGCGCCCUGCGGGGCCAGCUAGGACACCGUCCAAUACCUACGCCCCCCAGCGCCGCCCACCUCAAUACAUCAGCCUCCAAAAUGACCGCCAGAGAUCCUCCUCGGCAAAACGGAACCCCAGACGGGAUCCCAAUGCCCAGUACCGAGCCCAGGAAAAGGCCUAUGUUCAACGAAUUCGGGCGGAUCCGCAAGCAUGGUACAGCCACUUUGACGAUGCCCAAAAUAUGAGCAUAGUCGGUGAUUCCGACAUGGAGGAACCCUCUCCUUCUUCCGAAGUCCCAUUUGAAGACGAUGCUUACGACCCCGACAUUCAGCUGUUUCUUACGGAUGACAAUCAGCCAACGCUGGAGGAGCUGAAGAAUCCGAAGAACCAGGAAAGACUGGAAUGGCAUUCUAUGUUGGCUUCGGUAUUGAAGGGGGACGUAGUGAAGCAGGAAAAGCAACGACUGAUAGGCUCUACCGAGUCUAAGCGGUCGUCAGCCCAGAAUAACGCAAUAUGGUUGGGAGUCAGGGCCCGCACGUGUGGGCGGAGUAUUGCCAUGCAGCGAAAGUUGAUCGAGGAAGCCCGUGCUGGCCUUGGGCCUAUCAUUGAGGAAAUCAUCAAGUUUGCCAUCAAAGGUGAAACGGAGAUUGGCAAGCCACCCAUCAAGCAAGUGGAGGACAUCGUUGAACAGAUUGAAAGAUGUGAAAUGCUGUACUCCACGCAUAAGGAACUGGAAGCCGCUCAUCCUCGUGUUGCCUCGGAGGAAUUCCGCUCGAGCCGUGAAGCCGUACUAGCUUGGCAUAAUACCACGAUCCUCAUCAACACGGAGCUUGCCAUUUUACAGAAGUGGGUCGGGAAUGAUGAGCUCGACUUUACCAAAACGAAGGCCAAAUCUGCCAAUAGGGAUCUGGCCGACGAGUCGUCUUUCCUCGACAGGAUCAUGAAAGAGGACGGCCUCAAGACACUUCAAGGGAAGCAUAACAUGCUCCAUGGCAUCAGUGAAGUCAUCCAGAAAGCUAAAAAUACUCUGAUCGAAAAUGCAAAUGCUUUCGCUAAACGGCACUUGCCUCCAUACAUUGAGGAACUUCUCACUUUGAUCAACUUCCCCUCGCGUCUCAUCCAGGAAAUCAUUCGUGUCCGGCUAUCUUAUGCGAAAAACAUGAGAGAACCUGCACAGCAAUCUCCCAUUCUGGUCGACCAAAUGAUUUCGCAAUUUCAGAUUUUAAUGAGGGUCGCCGUCGACCUCAAGCAACGCUACCUGGAUAUUGCAAAGCCGGAACCGGGCUGGGACCUGCCCCCUUGCAUUGACGAGAACUUCGAUUCGGUCGUUCUAGAUGCCUUGAAGUAUUACUUCCGACUCCUGAACUGGAAACUGAAUGCGAACAAAAAUACGUUCAAAGAAGCGGAGAUUCUCGAACAGGAUUGGGAGUUCUCCAAUCAUAUCGGCCGUCAGCUUGAGGGCGGAGAUAUCGAAGUGGCCGAACAGUUCAGUGCGUUGACCGCGAAGUCCCUCCAACGCUUGAUGAUCCACUUUGAGCGAGAGCUAGUAAUACGUCAAAAUGAGGACCCAGCCGACAUGGACAAACGCUACAAGAGCGUCUUGGAUUCAACCCGUAUUCGUCAACGAAAACUCUACCGUUUCUCCCGUUUCCUCCGCCAGCUUUUCGAAAAUGCUACAGAGUAUAAUAUCCCGGCCGAUGUUUCCUAUGAGUUUUUCGAAGCGCUCCUGAUAUCAGACCACUUUCUCAUCAAGUCAAAUGCAUCGGCUGGGCAGAAAGGCGUUUACCUCUUUGCGCAUCAUGCGUUGUGGAAUCGUCCUGGCGAUAUUAGAGCUAUUCUUGGAACGUCUUUCCGCGAGGAGGAUGUUCCCAAAGACUCACCUCAUGUGCCGUAUAUCCUAGUAAUUCGUCCGGAGAAGCCCCUGAACUGGGCCGGCAAGGAAAUGCAAGUGGGCCUUUUGGAACAGCCUACGGACCUGCGACUAGGAAAACUGCGUCUUGUCGUUGAGGGCACGCAGCAACGUCUGUCUAAUGCAAGGCAAGAAUUCUCUCAGUUGACUGGUAUGCAACUUGACAUGACUAUCGAGCAACGCGCCAACCUUGGGCGGGUGAAUGUGGAGCUCAACAAAAUCAAGAAGAUCUCUUUCAAACUGUCUAUGACCAUCAUGGAUAGUGUAGCGAUCAUCAGGAAUCAGCUGAAAGAAAGAGGUGUGGAAAACCAUGAUCUCAUCCAGGCAUGCUACGCCUUUGCCACUGAAUUUGGAAAACGCUCGUCCAAUGUUGAUCCAAAUAGGCGUGCAAUGAAUAGUGCCAGGCUCGUGGAGCUGUCACUCGAGUGGGUCUCUUUCAUUUGUGACGAUUGCGAUGCCGCUGAUAGGAAGACAUUCAAAUGGGCGGUGUCGGCGUUAGAGUUUGCAAUGGCGAUAACCUCCAGCAGACAUCUGCUGUCCAUGGAUGAUAUUCAGUUUGCGCUUCUGAGACAGAAGGUGGCCGGAUGCAUGUCGCUCCUUAUAUCUCACUUUGACAUCAUGGGUGCUCGGUCUUCCCGCGCCGCUCAGGCUGAGAAGCAGCGCAUGGAGGAGCGCGCAGGAAGCAGGAAAUUUGGUUCCAGCCGGAUUCUGACAGAUGUAGAGGCAACAAAGCUUGUUCGUGAGCAACGUAUAACCCACCUACAGGAAAUCGAAGACAGGAGAGUGGAAGAAGACGCGAAGCGCCAGGCCUUGGGAAGAGUGCUGGAAGGCUCUAAUGAGGCUGAUAGAUCUCUCGCCGUGUUGUCAUCAUCUGCCACUAAUGUGACUCUUCGGUGGCAACAAGGCCAAUUCAUCGGCGGAGGGACUUUCGGCUCUGUCUACGCGGCCAUCAAUCUGGACAGCAAUUAUCUCAUGGCGGUCAAGGAAAUCCGACUGCAAGAUCCUCAGCUCAUUCCCAAAAUUGCCCAACAAAUUCGUGAUGAGAUGGGCGUCCUCGAGGUCUUGGACCAUCCGAACAUUGUAUCGUACCACGGCAUCGAAGUCCACCGCGACAAGGUCUAUAUCUUCAUGGAGUAUUGCUCGGGCGGGUCUCUUGCAAGUUUGCUUGAGCAUGGCCGUGUUGAGGACGAAACCGUCAUUAUGGUCUAUGCUCUCCAGCUUCUGGAGGGAUUGGCGUAUCUGCACCAGGCUGGUAUAGUCCAUAGAGAUAUUAAGCCUGAAAACAUUCUGCUCGAUCACAACGGCAUCAUCAAAUAUGUCGACUUUGGUGCAGCCAAAAUUAUCGCUCGCCAAGGCAGGACUGUUGUUCCUAUGGAUUCUUUGGCCUCGGGGGGUCACAAGGAACCCAUAGUGCCGAAAGAAGCACAGAUUGCAAACCAGCGAGGCAAGAAUCAGAAAACUAUGACCGGGACACCAAUGUACAUGUCACCCGAAGUGAUUCGCGGCGACUCUAAUAAGCUGAUUCACCGCCAAGGAUCCGUGGACAUUUGGUCCUUGGGAUGUGUCAUCUUGGAGAUGGCGACUGGUCGUAGGCCCUGGUCGGCCCUGGAUAACGAGUGGGCCAUUAUGUAUAAUAUUGCCCAAGGAAAUCAGCCCCAGUUACCUGCCCGCGACCAACUUAGCGAUUUAGGUAUCGACUUCGUCCGCCGGUGCUUCGAAUGCGAUCCUCUGAAGAGACCAACUGCAGCAGAACUGCUCCAGCAUGAAUGGAUAGUCUCAAUCAGACAACAGGUCGUGCUCGAACCACCAACCCCUAGCAGCGAUCACAGCGGCAGCAUCAGUUCCAAUUCGAGCCGUCAGAAUUCCUAUCUGUGAUUUUCCAUUCCUCACCCGUUGCCUUCAAUUACGUGCACCAAUUACGUGUAUAUCUUCUCACCAUUAUUCAUUUCUUAAACCAUCUUCUACUCAUGCUUCUUUCCUGCUACAUUCUCUUUUUUCUUCUCGAAAGUGCCGCAUAUGUUCACCACCUUGUCUCUCACCACAUCAACAAACUUCGCUUGAUACCCCUUAUACAAUGACUAAAGCAUGUUCUACCUGUCAACCACUUUACGUGUGGUGUAUUCUUUCUUUCUUAUUUAGCGCUGCUUUCUGUUACUUAGGUCUCAGGUAUGGUGUUAUAGGUCUGUCAUACGAUACUCUACAAACACGAAGGAGCUCGAGUGAUUUGUUAUCUAUGAGUUGUGAUAUUCAUGUCCUAUCAAUGAACUUUUGUUCUAUGCUA
Messenger RNA from Aspergillus alliaceus, 4583 nucleotides. RefSeq names its product putative MAP kinase kinase kinase SskB (gene sskB). Gene Ontology annotation, cellular component: cytoplasm. Lineage: Eukaryota; Fungi; Ascomycota; Eurotiomycetes; Eurotiales; Aspergillaceae. The coding region runs from base 38 to 4177 and encodes 1379 amino acids. The transcript has 2 exons. The record is from RefSeq and is a predicted model, not a curated record. Gene Ontology annotation, molecular function: MAP kinase kinase kinase activity; ATP binding. Gene Ontology annotation, biological process: stress-activated MAPK cascade; protein phosphorylation.